This is a messenger RNA of Diutina rugosa, 1290 nucleotides long. RefSeq lists its product as uncharacterized. The record is from RefSeq and is a predicted model, not a curated record. The coding region runs from base 1 to 1290 and encodes 429 amino acids. Lineage: Eukaryota; Fungi; Ascomycota; Pichiomycetes; Serinales; Debaryomycetaceae. The transcript has a single exon.
AUGACUGACCCCCUGGCUUCCGACACGGUGCGCGUGCGACUACGUGAUUAUGCUAAUGUCGUCCAGGAUGUCGAAGACAACUUCCGCUCUGAUCUCGCGGUCCACCUCUACCUGACAUCACUCAUGCGCCGCGUGGAUCCGUUGAUUCCUCCAAGCUACUACUUCACUUGGCCUUUGCCUAAGGACAACAUUCCGGUUACCAAUACUGCCGCCGACUAUGUCGACUUGCGACAACAAGCCCCUCCAGAGAUUACCACGCGAUACUCGGUCGACGAUGAAGAACCCGUGGAAAUGGCCCCUCACGUCCGACGCUAUAAGUUGGUCAGACGGGAAUGUGACGUCGUUCAGAACCUUGAUAUAGAGCUUGGGGCACUCAUCGAGCGUAAGGUCAUAGACAAGUUGCACGACGAGAGUCCGCUUGACGGGGUAAUGAUGAAUCCUGGCACCCGACUCAUCAUCAAUAAAGUGAAGCGUCAACUUCACCGGGUGUUACAGCAUCUAAAGUGGAAUGAUCCCCCUCAAGGUACAUUCCAAGAUUGGCAAUCGGUACUUCUUGCGGCACUCAUGGCGGCAAGGCCCUUGGGAGAGUCAAUUAAUAUUCCGUUAUUCAAACAGCUCUGUUCUCGGUACAAUAAGCUUUACAAUGACAUAAGAUUCCCUUACAAAUACCAAAGUGAGGUCAAAUACGAUGAUGACGAGGAUGAUGAGGAAGAUGAAAAUGAAACUAAUACUCGAAAUAGUGACGAGAACGGCUCUACCGGAUUUGACGUAGUGGAAUACUUGAAGCGACUGCGAGAUGAAGUGGAUAAAACGUUCUACAAAUUACGGUAUAACAAGAUUAUCGAAUCCUACGACGAUUGUCGAGGUCGGCGGCUUCGAAGCAAUCGGCGGAACAUGAAAACUAUCAUGAAGACUCUAGAAGCUUUCGAACACAAUCGCCGUCUCCCGCCCUCGCGCAUGUCUCCUGUCUCUGGAUCUGACGCUAUGACUGUUCAUGGGUUGAAAUUGAAAACGUUGAACAAAAUCCCUGAUAUCGCAGCGAUGGAUUACGCGUACAAAUAUGACCCACCACCUCCGCAGCCUCCUAAGUUGGGGACUGGGUCUAGAGGGCCUAGAAACAAGAAGCCAGUGCAAGAGAACCAAACCGAUACCAAACCAGAUGUACCUGAGAGUGUGGAGACGCCCCAUGGUGCGUCCAUGUCAGGCCAGACACCGUCUACUAACGGAAAUGCCAAUGCGCUCGAACACCUCGAAUUUGUGUGGGAUCCAGCAUUAUCUACUAAUAACUAA